This is a messenger RNA of Racocetra persica, 717 nucleotides long. The record is from the annotation of a GenBank genome assembly. NCBI's taxonomy places the organism in Eukaryota, Fungi, Glomeromycota, Glomeromycetes, Diversisporales, Gigasporaceae.
AACUUGCUCGAAUUACAAACCGUUUCGUUCCAUCUCAUGAUCCUUCAAUCUCUAAGGAUGACCCUGCAACCAAAUUGUUUCAAGAUGGAAAUCCAUUUCGAAUUAGUAAACGACGUGCGAAACUCAUUCCAGCUUCAUGUUUUCUUCUUGAAGCUAUAAUGGAUGUUAUAAAUUUAAGAUACUUAUACUUUUGUGAAGGUGGUGUCCGACAAGGAAAAUGUUUCGAUAUGAUGCCUCAAUCAGAACGUGUGAAGGAUCCAUUUGAUACUUUUAUUUCAUCUAAUUCAUUACAUCCAAAAUAUAUCACAAAUCAAUAUCGAAACAAAUUAGUGGGUAUAAUGAAAGCUGCUUUACCUCCAGUUUUUUAUGAUGUACUUGAUUCUGACGAUUUAGUGUCCGAGACUACGAAGAAAAAACCACAACGACUUGAACGUUUAUUACCAAGUUUGGUUUAUCUUUCCCAUUGGUCAAUGCACCUAGCUAAAGAAUCUCGUCCUAUUUACGCAUUUUACUUGUCACUUUCCGGUGGUGCUUUAUGUAAUGCUCCUGGAAUAACGCACGUAGAUAGGGCAAUUAUAGCGUGGUGUCUAAUGUAUCGACAUUACGAUGAUGCAAGUGGCGACGUUGAAGAUGAUGUGAGCAACAUGGCCUCUGAAAUGUUUUAUGGUGUCAAGAAAAUGAUUCCAGGUGGGAAGGAUCAUGAGAUGGAACGAAACG